UAUUCGGGUCGGGUGGAACAUGGACGCGGGUAUGUGGAGUGGAGAUCUCACAGUCGGUCACUUUCACAUUUAUUGUAUGGCGUAGCAAACAGAGUUUUGGUGUAUGAAAAUUUCUGCCUCUCAGUCUCCCUUCCUCUUUCUUCUUCCUGUUAUCUCCUAUCUCUGCCCUCUGCAAUUUCUUUAGUACGUUGCGCUGCGUUUCCUUCAAUGGAAUUGGAAGCUGUUGUUUGUUUCUGCGGAGCUAUGGCGACGACAACGAAAUUGCCCAACCGUCUAAGGAAUGCUAAUUUUUCCAUUUGUAAGCUUCCCAGUUCAAGUCAUGCUACUGUAGACCCUGGAGCAUGCUCUCACGAGAAUGUUUGCUCCUUUGGACGGAAACCCAAUUCCCAGCCCUGUUCCAUUCAUGCAGCUCCACCCUUUUCCAUCAAUAAUCUCAGGAGAAUGGCAUGGUCUAUUAGAAGCAGUGUGGAUGCCAGUGGAUUUGAUCCUUCUUCCAGCGAUAAUGGCAGGCCGAGAUUAAUUAGGGCCAUCCGAGCUAUUCAAAGUAAACUAGGUGUGAGACUUCAGGAGCUAAGGAGAAACCUUCCAAUGAAGAUACUCUUUUUAUUGCUAGGAUUUUAUUGUGCAACUGCAUUUGCUACUGUCAUUGGGCAGACAGGUGACUGGGAUAUUCUUUCUGCCGCCUUGGCUGUGGUUGUUGUGGAGGGGAUAGGAGCCCUGAUGUAUAGGGCCUCUCUUCCUGUACUCGCCAAGGUUAGGAGUCUGAUCACCAUGUUUAACUAUUGGAAGGCUGGGCUUACUCUCGGUCUCUUCUUGGAUUCAUUUAAGUAUGAAGUGGAUAAGAUUACUGGGUUUAGCAAUCUCAUAAAUUUUGAAAUAGAUGUGUUCCCUGUAUUCUUGUAGCAAGCUGCUGCUCUGAUAUGCUGUUAGGUAAUGUAUCGUGCAUCCAUCAUGGAGUUGAAAGCGCGAGUGGAUUCAAUUCCAAGAGCUCUGGUUGUCAAUGAUGGCCUUUGAUGGACUAUAAAUGGUGGCACUGAGACGAAAGCAAUGUCGUAGUAAAGUUCUUGGGAGAAAAAAGUGGAGUUCAUAUGGAGAAACUCCUUUGCCUUGUCACCUAUGGUGUUUUUGAUUCCCUAAGUUCGUUCUUUGCUUGGAAUUACGGGUAGAAUUUCCUGGCCAUAGUUUUACAAAGACUACAGGGCACUACAGGGCAUCAAUGAUCAUUUGGAGAAGUAGGAGAGAGGUUUUUUCAUGCUUCAGGUUUGCCCAGAUUUUUUACCCGACCAUUUUCCUAGAACAACAGUGACAAUGUCUGUUUUGUCACGUAGAGGAACUUCCCAUGGGUUCUAAACAAGUUAAAGUAUCGCAUAUACUUUUCUUCUCAGCUUGUUGGUUGGAAAAUCGAUAUUGUGAAUAGUUGAAGAUAUUGACGGAUCAAAGGAAGGCAGUUAUCACUGGCAUGUAUACCUUUCAGCUGAUGUCAAUGGUGCAAUGUUCCAUAGGAAUGCUGAAUAUAUUUCAGUUUAUUUGUUAAGAGUCCACCAUGUCGGCCCUGCAGGUUAGCUUGAAUCCUUUCUGAAAGAUUUGUAGUCUACCAAUGAGCUACACUACUUUUUUCAUUUUCUAGAAUGCGGAGUGCAAUGCCAUGGAUCAUUCUCUUUGUUUGUAUGUCAUUGCAAAGAAAAGCAAUAUUUUAAAACUUGAA
This is a messenger RNA of Theobroma cacao (cacao), 1705 nucleotides long. Its product is annotated as YCF20-like protein (DUF565). The record is from RefSeq and is a predicted model, not a curated record. Lineage: Eukaryota; Viridiplantae; Streptophyta; Magnoliopsida; Malvales; Malvaceae.